AUGGGAUUGGGAACCGAAGACCGAGAUCCCCACGGCCCCUCCAGCCAAUGCCAAACUGGUCAACCCCCUUUCAAACAGAUUUCCUUUACAGAUGGAGACUCAGAUGAGGAGAAGAAACCAUUUGAAGAAAAAGGCAAGGCACUCUCUGCCCAUUCCAGUGAGAACUACAACACCCAGAGGCGAGGGAGCGAUGAGUCACUUAAACUCCCUUUUACACUACAAUCGGAGCCCAAUCUAAAUGGGGAGGAGAAUUCCAAUGAAACUAAGCCCAAAGCCAGAAACGGUCCUGCUAGAUCGGAAUCAGACGCUAGUUCAGGUGGGGGAAACUCCAGGAAGAGGAACAUCAGUUGCAAGGACAGCUGCCAAGACAGAGCAGGGAACUGUCUAGAAGAUGAGUGCAGCUUGACUUUUGGAAAGAAACCAAAGACCUCUGCUGCUGUACACAGCAAUGAAAUGGAGGAGACCCACAAUGCGAACCACAAGCGGCACCCGAAGGCCCACACUGAGCACAGCAAAUGGCCCAGAUCUCGUUUCUCAAGAGACCACCCACCACCACUUCGCAAAAGUCUGGUGAACUCCCUGCGUGCUAUGUCUGAAGCCAUUUAUCAAGACAUAGCCCAGGUGUGGGCACAGCAGGUACAUUCUCCACUGACGUGGGAGCAGCUCUCUGAGCUCACCCAGCUCCAGGGGCCUCUGUGCACCGUGGUGCCGACCUUCUAUGCCAUGGCCACCCAGGCAGCCUGUGUCUUCCCUGCUGAGGACUGGCUUACUCCAGCCACACUAUCUGGUCCUGGGGAUCCAGUCCUGGAUGGAGAAGCCCACAGCUCCUCUUAGGAGG
Messenger RNA from Propithecus coquereli (Coquerel's sifaka), 838 nucleotides. RefSeq names its product protein FRG2-like. The transcript is spliced from 4 exons. NCBI's taxonomy places the organism in Eukaryota, Metazoa, Chordata, Mammalia, Primates, Indriidae. Bases 1 to 834 code for a protein of 277 amino acids. The record is from RefSeq and is a predicted model, not a curated record.